CUUGCACUGAAAGAGUAUUUGAAUUACAUCUGUGUGAGAAAAUAAGAUAAAGUAGUUUAUUAUUGGCUUCGAAGUUAAAAUAUAAUAGCACCAGAAGUGCUGCGUCAUGUUCUUGACACAUUCCAUUUAUAUUAGUUUUGUUGCAAGCAUUUUUCUUUAUGUUGGUGGGGAUGCAGCUCCAAACAAUGUUGGAAAAUGUGUCCUACCGAAUCACCCUUCAAAUGGAAAAUGGGAAAUUAUUGGAAAAUCUGAAUCAAAACCAGGAUCAAAAGUACCAAUAGCUACGAGUUUAACAUUUUCCUGUGACGAAUUAUAUAAACUGUCAGAAGACUACGUGAUAACUUGUCUUCAUGAAGGUUGGAGCGCACCUCCUUUAGAAUGUCUACGUAUAGAAAAUACGAACAAAGUAAAAAGAAAAACCAAACUAAGGAGACAUUCAAACGAAGAGUCGUCAGAUGAAUAUUCAGAUGAAGACUCAAGUGAAGAGGGAAGAGGAGGGCAUGGAAUUUUAAUUAAAACUAGUGGAAAAAGGAUAGUAAUAGGUCCGGGAGAAGAAGGAAGACCAGGACAUGGAGGACAUGGAGGCGUUGGAGUUAUUGAAGACGGAGUAAUAGUAGUAGGAAAAGGGGGUGGAAGAGAACAAGUAAUAGGAUCAGAUAGUGGUCGGAGAAAAGAAGUAAUAAUCGUUAGCCAUCAUGAAGGCCACAGACGGACAAAACAUAGAAAGCCGACUGUUUAUUAUGAAGAUGGUCGUGUAGGUCAGGCUGGAUUAGUAAUCCAAGAAGGAGAUAUAGUAAAUGGGGAUCUAGUAGGAGUUGGGGAACCAGGACGUAAUGGUGGCAGAGGAGAGGAUGGAAUCGUAAUUACUGGAGGAAGAAUAAACAGGGAUAUAAUAGGAAUUGGUGGACGAGGAGGAAAUGCUAAGCGUACAUAUCCCAACAAACACAUGCCCGAAGAACAAGAAAGUGACGAAGAAACAGAAGAGGUAUUACUAAAGAGAUACAGAAGAGGAGGACGAGGAGGAGACGGAGUUGUUAUAAGUGGAGGAACUAUAAGUGGAGGAACUAUAAAAGGAAAAGGAGGACGUGGAGGAAACCGUAAAAGACGUGAAGUACCAGAAGCAAAUCAAUUAUUAUUUCAAGAAAUUGAUGAAGAAAGAGAAAAUUCAAUUCUAACCAGGCAAAAGAGGAGAGGAGGACGAGGAGGAGAUGGUGUCGUAAUAAGUGGAGGAACUAUAACGGCAGGAUCUGUAACUGGAACAGGAGGAAGUGGAGGAGAUAGUGGUGAAACUCGUAAAAAAAAACGUGGAAAAAAACGUAAAAACCGUGAAGUACAAGAAGAAAACCAAAGUCUUCAAGACAAUGAUGAAGAAAGAGAAGUGAACAUACUGACGAGACAAAAGAGGGGAGGACGAGGAGGAGAUGGAGUGGUUAUAAGUGGAGGAACUAUAACUGGAGGAACUAUAAGGGGAACAGGAGGACGUGGAGGAGAACAUAACACACGUUAUCAAGAAGAAAAUCAAGACUUUGCGAGGGGGCAAAACAGAGGAUAUGGAACGCAAGGAGGUAGAGGUGGUGAUGGAAUUGUAAUUCAUUCUGGUGGACACAGGACAGUAAUAGGUCCGGGAGAGGAAGGAAGCUCAGUUUAUGACCAAAGAGGAGUAGCACGUGGAGGACAAGGAGGAGUUGGAGUUAUAAGAGACGGAGUAAUAACAAGAGCAGAAGGCGGCCGGAGAGGAGAAGGAAUAAGAGUUGGCGGUCAAGAAGGCUAUAGACGGACGCAGCAUUCAAAACAAACUGGUUAUGAAGGAGGUCGUAGAGGUCAAGGUGGGUUAGUAAUUGGAGAGGGAGACACAGUACAUGGGUACGCAAUAGGAGUUGGACAACCAGGACGUAAUGGUGGCAGAGGAGAGGAUGGAGUUGUAAUUACUGGAGGCAGAGUAAGCGGAGAUAUAAUAGGAGCUGGUGGACGGGGAGGAUAUCCUGAGCGUGUUGAUCCCUAUAACAGACGAACGCCGGAACAAGGAUAUGGUACAAAUGGAAACGGUUAUAGAGGACAAAGACAAGGACAAGGGCAAGCAGGAUUAGCACGAUACGCUUAUCGAAGAAAACGGGAAAUAGAAGCAGAAUUGAACCAAUCUCUAGAAGAAAAUGACGAAAAAGAAGAUGAAGCAAUUUUGGCAAGGGAAAAAAGAGAAGACGACGAUGACGAUGAUGAUGAUGAUGAUGACGAUGACGACGAUAAAGACGCGGGACGAGGAGGAGACGGAGUCGUAAUGAGUGGAGGAUAUGUAAGUGGAGGAACUAUAACGGGAAGAGGAGGACGUGGAGGAAACCGUCACAGGCGUGAAGUUCAAGAAGAAAACCAAUUUAUUAUUCAGGAAGAACAACAAGAUGCAUUUGAGAGGAGACAAAAGAGAUCACCAAGAAGAGGUGGAAAUGGAGUCGUAGUAAAAAGAGGAGGAACGGUUUACGGAAAUGUUUCUGGUUUAGGAGGACGAGGAGGAAAUCGUAGAGGCAGAGGUGGUAAUGGAGUCAUAGUAAAAAGAGGAGGAACGAUAAUUGGAAAUGUAGAUGGAACUGGUGGAAAUGGUUGUAGAAAGUAAGACGUACGGGAAAAAAUCCAAGAAAGUGUCCAACAUGCGUACAGAUGAAAGCAGUGGAUUUUUUACGAACCCAAAAAUUUGAAUUAUUCUGGAUAUCAGUAAAUUAUUUUAAGAUAAUUUUUGGGAAAU
Messenger RNA from Psylliodes chrysocephalus, 2734 nucleotides. The record is from the annotation of a GenBank genome assembly. Lineage: Eukaryota; Metazoa; Arthropoda; Insecta; Coleoptera; Chrysomelidae.